Rangifer tarandus platyrhynchus (Svalbard reindeer) is the source of this 330-nucleotide messenger RNA. Lineage: Eukaryota; Metazoa; Chordata; Mammalia; Artiodactyla; Cervidae. The record is from the annotation of a GenBank genome assembly.
AUGGGGCUACUGCGCGGGCUAUCUGAGCUCAAACGAGGUCACUUACGCAGUCGACCAGACUUCAAAGGGUCGACCGGGAAAAGAGGAAGUACUAAUCUUGUCGCCACGUCUACUCGAAGAGCACACCCGUUCUCCGUCAACUCUCCGUCCGUGGAUUGUGGCGGUCCGCGGUCUCUGGAUACCUCUGUAGCCUGUCGUAAGGCUACAGUGGAAACGAACGACAGUGCUACAGGUCGAGUCGCUUGUCGGCUGCGGGCAGCCUUCAGCCCGUCUCCGACAGUCACAAUUAGACAAGAAUUUAGCGCGUCAGUUGCACCUCUUGGCUGGUAG